Molecule: messenger RNA, 3550 nt
Organism: Stylophora pistillata
Lineage: Eukaryota; Metazoa; Cnidaria; Anthozoa; Scleractinia; Pocilloporidae
Product: ceramide transfer protein-like
Biological process (GO): ER to Golgi ceramide transport
Molecular function (GO): lipid binding
Source: RefSeq, a predicted model, not a curated record
GGCUCUUGGCCAUAUUCAGCGGGGUACUGGUACCUAAGCAUGACGUCACGUCGAAGCCUUUCACCACAAAACAUGGUGGACUUUCUGUAGGAGGAGCACGAAACGGCGAAAAGCUUGAUAUAUCUUUAGUUCAGUUUCCUCCGUAGAACUAGUUAGAAGAUUUUAAAUUUUCUAAGUUAGUUUCAACAAUGUCCGGGGAACACACGCCAAGCUUAAGCGACGAGGAAGAUGACGAUUUAGAUUGCAGUAAUUCGCAGCCUCAACUACCAGAAUUGCAGGGGACCUUGUCAAAAUGGACUAACUAUCUGCAUGGAUGGCAAGAAAGAUGGGUUGUUUUAAGCGGUGGUACUUUGUCCUACUACAAGUCGGAGUUUGAUACAGCGUUUGGGUGUCGAGGAUCUAUGAGUGUUGCGAAGGCUACUAUUCAACCCCACGAAUUUGAUGAAUGUAGGUUUGACGUCAGUGUAAAUGACUGCAUGUAUUACUUGAGGGCACCGGACAUGGAUCUACGCCAGAAAUGGGUUGAUGGAUUAGAAGCUGUAAAAGCAGCAGAGUCAGGCUAUGGCUCAGAGUCAAGUCUCAGAAAAGGUGGCUCUAUGCUUUCACUGUCAUCUGUCACAAGUUUAUCAACAACAGCAUCAUCUUCUUCUUUCAAAAAAGGGAGAGGCCUGCGUGAAAAGCUGAUGGAACUCGAGACCUUCAGAGACAUUGUCUGUCAGCAGAUAGACACUCUUCAAAGCUACUUUGACGCUUGUGCUGGAGCUGGUGGGAAUCACAAACAAGUUCCUCAUAUGGACGUGAAUGAUCAUGAUCUCUUUGGCAGCAAUGAUGGGUUGGAUAAUGAUGCUGACGAUGAAAUGGAUGAACUUUCAACUACCCCCACUCCAGGCACCUUAAAUCAACUGGCUGGUAACCUAGGCAACAGGAAAGCAGCAUCUGAUGGCAUUGACAGCCCACCAGUUCUAUCAAUUGCAAAUGCCAAAGGGAUGGAUUUCAGGGGAGAAUCCAUCACGUUUAAAGCAACUACCACCGGUAUUUUGGCCACUCUUCAACACUGCAUUGAUAUCAUGAACAAGAGAGAGGAUCACUGGCAAAGACGACUGGACAAGGAAAUAGAAAAGCGUAAAAAGGCAGAAGCAGCUAUAAAAUCAGCAGUUGUUAAUGCCAGAAAACAGGCAUUUAUUGGAGGUCCAGAUUUUGAGGAAGGACCACACAGUGCUUUGAAUGAGGAAGAGUUCUAUGAUGCAAUAGAAACUGCUCUUGAUCGUCAGGAUGAAGCAGAAGCUACUACGAAUGACUUUCAGAUUAGCACCUUCAUGCCUCCUUCUGAGCUUACAAUAGAAGAACCCUCUCAUCGACUAAAAACAGAGGUUGAUGAAAAUGUAAAGGAAAGUUUACAAAUUGUUUUGGAAAAUGUGGACGACAACUGGAACUUAGUGUAUGAAGAUGGAGAUUUAAAGGUAUACCGACGAGAUUAUGAAGAAGGAGGUAUUGUUCUGGAUCCCAUGAAGGCUACCCAUGUUGUACAGGGUGUCACAGCCAGGGAGAUGGCUCAUUACUUUUUUGACAAAGAUGUUCGCAUGGAUUGGGAGAGCACGUUGGAGUCUUCAAAAGUUUUGGAACAACUCAGCGAGAGUUCAAUCAUAAUGCAUCAGAUUUAUAAGCGGGUGUGGCCAUCAUCUCAGAGAGACACCGUUUUUCUUUCACAUAUUCGGGAAAUUCCAUUGAGUGAUGCUGGUGAAAGACUAGAAAACGAAGUUGGUCGGCCGUGGAUUGUUUGCAACAAUUCAAUGGAACAUCCUGAUGCUCCGAUGAACAAGUUUGUAGGCGCCGCCAUCGUGGUGGGUUUGUAUUGUCAGACGUUUAUUGAACCAAGAGCAGAGGGGGAGAAGCUCACUCGAGAUCAUGUUACCUGCAAAAUUACCUACACUGCAAAUGUUAAUCCAGGAGGGUGGGCUCCACCUUCGGUUGUACGAGCCGUCUCAAAACGUGAAUACCCGAAGUUUCUCCGAAAAAUCAGCUCGUUUUGUCAAAAUGCCUGUAAGGACAAACCCAUCAGCAUGUGAGUGGAGAACGUGGAGUACAACUGGGCACUCCUUGAAAGGAAACCUUGGUCAUGAAUACCAUCAGCAGUCGACGAAGGUUUUCCUUCGUGAAACACGGAACAAUUUUCAUGUGGAGAUGAAAACUUAAUUUGGAACCAACAUAAUUUUGUUGUUAAGUACCUUGGAACAAUAAGUGAUAAAGCUUUAAGACCUCUGCUCGCCUCGCCGCGCAGGUUGGUGAUAUUUUUAUGCAAAAUCGAUUAAAUAAAAACGCUGACUAAACAAUCCGUAGUGGUACUACUAACAAUAACGAGAGAACGUAAGUGAAGCAAAUGUGAAAAGAAAGAACGCUUUUACGUUACUUAUUAGAAUUACAGUUCACGACUCUCCUCAUUAGAAGCACCUGAAUCUUUACUUAGAGGUUUUGGAUACGUCGGCACAAAGAAGCUAUUUCAAGACACUUUGACUAAUCGAAGAGUACAAUAGAAUAGCCUCUUGCAAACUAGUAAUUUUAGACUGAGUUUCAAGGUGACCCGGGAUUGUUUGGGUUCUUGCUUUGCUACGCACUAUGAUUGGCUAAGAACACUCUCGCCUCCCUCUCAACCAGUCAGAUUAAAAACCUGUGCUUUCCCGCACAGCAUACGAUGUUCUUGUUUGGUUUUGAACUUUUAUUGGCCCCGCAUGGUAUUUACCUAUGUUCUGAUUGGCUUUCGAGUUUUCUAUGUUUUUUUUUUUUUUUUUUCACGCCGCUCAAUCAAAAUACACUCUGGAACGAAAACCUUACAAAAAUCGUUUGUUAGUUUUGAAAAACACUAUGAAGGUAAAAUUAAACCUAAAGGAAAGAAUCUGAGUAGGGUUGGCGAAGACUGACACGACGAAAAUUAUACUCUCGUAUGUCUUGUAUACCCGAACUCUAACGUUUCUGCAAGUUAAGUUGAGUGUUACGUUUAUCGGAAGGGAAAUAGGGAGGGGAAAAAACAUUGCUUAUUGACAAAUUUUCUUAGAAUAUUGCAAUUUUGAAGGCGUCGACUGCGCUUCUAGAUUUUACAUUAAAUACCUUAUAAGUUAUGGGAAGUGUAACAAGAUGCGAAUUUGAAUGUACAGCUUUUUACUUUUAUCUCGAAUAAUGCGGAUGAGACGAAUUUGUAAAAAAGAUAUAGAUUCAAAAAUUAGAGAUACACAAUGAUGUGGAACGAACUUAUUUCGUGGACUCCUUGGUCAGAAAUGAAGUCAGCGAAAUAAGAUCUUGAUUGAGUAUUUUGUUUACCUACUAGAUAAAUGAAAAGUAGGUCAUUUUGCAAUGAAUAUAAUUUAAAAAGCUAAAAGUGCCAACAUUAUGAUCAAUAUUUAUUACUCAAGUACUAACCUGAGCAAAAAGAAGAAGGGAAUGAAUUUUUGUUCUGAACGGAAUUCUAUGGAAAAAUUAAUGAAUAAGUAUGGAAGAAUUUUGAAGAAAGCAUGCACAUGUUUUGUCAGGAAAUCUAAAUAAAAACUCGAUAAUGAUU